UACAGAAGGUGGUGGGCCUGCAGGCGAUGGCCAAGGGAAUGCUGCUCCGACGCUCGCUAGUCCGAGGCCCUGCGCAGGCGUCACGCGGCCGCCGCGCGCAUCCAGGCCUGGUGGCGCCGCACGCAGUCGCGCCGCAUGGAUGCCACGGGCGACGCAUUCUUCAGCAAGUACGAGUCGAUGCUGGACGCGCCCAUCUACCGCGUCUACCAGUCCGAGGAGAGCGAGGUCACGUGGUCCGCCGACGAGACCGACAUGCUGAUCGAACACAGCGACGACUCCGGCGCUGAGAGCGAGAUGACGCUGCAUCCGUCACCGGAGCAACAGACGGAGGAGAGUCGCCUCAUGUUCGGCGACUUGAUGGGCGUCACUGGCCAGAGCUCGCCGCUCAAGUUCGCCGACCUCAUGGAAACAAUGAAAGAGCCGCAAGGUUUCGUGAAGAUCGCCGAGGGCACACAUUGCGACCUGUUUCGGGUGCACUCGAGAGAGGGCACGAGCGUGCUCAAGGUGGUCAACCUCGAGUUCAUCGUCAAGUACUGGGACACCCUGUACGCGGAGGCGGUCAUCAGCUUGGAACUGGCGAAGUUGCGAAAGUCGGGCGACUACCAUGCGGCAGGUUUCUCCGACACGAAACGGAUAUUCUGCGUCCUGGAUCGGUAUCCUCGAGAGUUGAUCCAGGCCUGGAAGGACUACACCUCCUGGAAGCGGACUGACCAUCUACAUGGACCCGACACCCUGGAUACUGCGCAACCAUACCUGAUCUUUCGUUUUGCCUACGCUGGCGUCCCUCUGACUCAGGCUAAGCUGGACAACGCGCUACAGCUUCGCAGCAUACUGCAGCAGGUGGCCCUGUCGCUGGCCGUCGCUGAAGGUGCGCUGCAGUUCGAACACCGCGACCUGGGGCUCAACCACGUGCUCGUGGACGAGACGAGCUUCCAGCUCUACCAGUUCUGCAUGGGCGGCAAGAGCGUCUUCAUCAACAGUUGGGGCGUGCGCGCGACCAUCAUCGACUUCGCCGCGGCGCGCGUCAGGAACGCAAACACCGGCCACGUCGUGUUCUCAAACCUUAACCACGCACACCCAUGCGAGUCCAGGCAUUCGAAUGUGUACUCCAUCUACAAGGAGAUUGGAACCAUCACAAAGGGCAACUGGGCCGGCUACUACCCGAGGACGAACGUGGCCUGCCUGGCGCACCUGACGAACCAGUUGUACCAGGCGUACCAGGGCAAGUUCGCGCGUCUCAGGCGACCGUAAGGAGGCCGAGGCCUGGAACGAGAUACACACGUGGCGACUCGCACUGCCCGAGUACCGAUCGGUGUCCGACUUCGUCGCUGCCAAGUUUUGAAAUUUGAGAAGCGAGACGAGCUCCUCUUUGUAUGUUAACGGUGUCUUCUUUUUUUUUACUGCUUUCCUCUUUCUCUCAAAUAAAUCUUCUUUCCUCAGGGGGCCCUACAAUUGUUUCUCUUCGUGCAGACGCUCGUGAAACUAUAUAUAGAGCUUGCAAAUAAAUCUAUAGUCCUAAUACUAUAGGUAGCCUGUUAAAGUAUUACAGUAAUUUGUAUAAGGCGGCCCGUUAAGUUCCUUUAUACUAGGCUUAAUUAAGGCAUUCCACUUGACGUAGCCCCCUUGCGAACCUAAUACGUAUUAAUACGUAUAUGAUCGGCAUCUUUCAGACAUUGCUGUAUUUCCACUGCAUCUUUGUUGUGCACAAGGAUCUCAAAGAAUCUAGUGGUUUUUGUUGACAGUUUUGGUGCUGUAAAAAUUGGCAGAUUUUGGCAUUCCUAGGAAAACUGUACAUUUACUUCUACCAGUCCCAUAUGAUGCAGUGCCUGCGCGCCAUUAAAGGACUUUUCAACAUGGUCAUUCGUUCGCGUUUAAUUAAGGCCCAUACGCUCUAAACCAUAGUACGGAAAAUUUAGUUAUGGGGUUUUACGUGCCAAAACCACGAUUUGAUUAUGAGGCACGCCGUAGUGGGGGACUCCGGAAAUUUGGACAACCUGGGGUUCUU
Messenger RNA from Dermacentor silvarum, 2005 nucleotides. RefSeq names its product serine/threonine-protein kinase haspin. Bases 136 to 1251 code for a protein of 371 amino acids. The transcript has 9 exons. Gene Ontology annotation, biological process: intracellular signal transduction; mitotic cell cycle. The record is from RefSeq and is a predicted model, not a curated record. Gene Ontology annotation, cellular component: cytoplasm; nucleus. Lineage: Eukaryota; Metazoa; Arthropoda; Arachnida; Ixodida; Ixodidae. Gene Ontology annotation, molecular function: histone H3T3 kinase activity.